UGAAAUGUUAAAAAGCAUCCCCGUUUCGCCGGUUUGCAAGCUGAAAAGCUAGCAAGCAAGCUUCUCACUCUUUGUCACUGGUACUGGCACCGAACACCGCUUCCUUCCUUAGAUCUACUCCCAUUUCCCAUUUCUCAUCUCCAAAUCUCUCCCGAUCACUGGAUCUCUCAUCUUCCCCCAUUGUCGCCGCUUCAUUGAACCCAUGAUGGUUCUCCGUUCGAGCUCCCGGCCUUCGGUUCUGAGCGUGAUGUCCGUUCUCGGUUUCUCCUCGUUUCUCUUGUUGUUGCUUUUCGUUUGGGGGUCGGAAUCGUUGACGCUGUCGUCGAGGUUGGUUCAUCGGUUCUCCGACGAGGUGGCGGUGGCGGCCGUGAAGGGAACAGAGGCGCCGCCACCGAGGAGGAGUUUGGAGUUCUAUGAAGUUCUGGUGAAGAGUGACCUCGCCCGGCGGAACCGGCGGUUUGGUGGGUCGAACUUCUCGAUGUUGUUCCCAUCCGAGGGCAGCGAGACGAUGUCGCUUGGGAACGAUUUCGGAUGGCUGCAUUACACAUGGAUCGACUUGGGGACACCCAAAGUUUCUUUUCUUGUUGCUCUAGAUGCGGGGAGUGAUCUGUUGUGGGUACCAUGCGAUUGCAUACAGUGUGCUCCUUUAUCUGGAUAUCAGGGUAGUUUGGUUAAAGAUCUUGGGAUAUAUAGCCCUGCAGAAUCAAGAACCAGCAAGAAUCUUUCUUGCAACCAUAAAUUAUGUGCUUCUGGUCCCAACUGCGAAAAUCCAAAUGAGCCAUGCCCUUACACCAUUGAUUACUAUUCAGAGAACACAGCCAGUUCGGGGGUGCUGGUUAAAGAUAAACUGUAUUUGGCCACUGCUACAGACAAAACGGCAGUCCAGGCAGAAGUGAUCAUAGGUUGUGGUAGGAAUCAAAGUGGUGGAUAUUUGGAUGGCAUAGCUCCUGAUGGUCUUCUUGGAUUGGGGUUAGGAGAGAUAUCUCUCCCUAGCAUCCUUGCAAAGGCUGGAUUAGUGUGCAAUUCGUUUUCAAUGUGCUUUAGAGAAGAUGAUUCUGGGAGAAUUCUAUUUGGAGACCAAGGGGUUGCCAAACAAAAGUCAACUCCAUUUGUUCCUUUGAGUGGAAAAUAUGUCACAUACAUUGUUGAGGUGGAGAGCUUUUGCAUUGGUGCUCACUGUCUUGGAAAGAGUGGUUUUCAAGCAUUAGUCGACAGUGGAUCAUCAUUCACAUUUCUUCCUUCUGAUGUUUAUAAGAGUGUUAGUCAGGAGUUUGACAAACAAGUUAAGGCCCCAAGACUUGAGCAGGAUGCACCUCCUUGGGAGUACUGUUACAAAGCCAGCCUACUGGAGAUGCCUAAGGUACCAUCUGUGAUACUGUCGUUUGCCGCCAACAAGAGCUUUGAAGUCACCUACCCGCUUUUCCCGCUAUAUAGUAAGGAGGGAGGGCUUGUGGCAGUGUGUUUAGCUGUGCAGUCAUCUGGGGAAACUCUGGGAACCAUUGGGCAGAAUUUCAUGAAGGGAUACAAAAUGGUCUUUGACAGAGAAAAUUUAAAACUAGGAUGGUCACAUUCUGAUUGCAAUGAUCUUAACAACAGCAGGACUGUACCGCUAACUCCCCCAGCAGGGUCACACAACCGGCCUGAGAAUCCCUUGCCAUCUGAUCAGCAGUUGGCUUCACCCAAUGGUACAGCCGUUUCACCAGCUGUUGCUGUCCGGGCUCCUACCAAUAACUCAGCUGCUACAUCCAACUCUCUUUCGCCCUGCCUUCUCUUGUUGUUGCUUGUAAUAACUGGGGUUUCCAUCUUUUCUAUCGGUUGAAAGUCUCUGAUAAACUAGUCUCUCAGCAAUAAUGUAAAUCUCAGUGUUUUAAUCUAAAGGGUUUCCUUUAAAUGGGUUUGUUUGUGC
Messenger RNA from Dioscorea cayenensis subsp. rotundata (Guinea yam), 1906 nucleotides. RefSeq names its product aspartic proteinase-like protein 1. The transcript has 10 exons. Gene Ontology annotation, molecular function: aspartic-type endopeptidase activity. Gene Ontology annotation, biological process: proteolysis. The record is from RefSeq and is a predicted model, not a curated record. The coding region runs from base 203 to 1819 and encodes 538 amino acids. NCBI's taxonomy places the organism in Eukaryota, Viridiplantae, Streptophyta, Magnoliopsida, Dioscoreales, Dioscoreaceae.